UGUGAAUCACCUGCUCUUGGUACAGUGCUGUAUGUAUGCAGGGUGGGUCUGUCCAAGCUUCUCUGGAAACAUACUCUUGGACACCUCCACAGGAUAUGAAGAAGUACAGCCAUCUAGCAAAUCACACAGCUAUGAGAGCAGAAAUUGUGUUUUUGCAUGCAUUUGAAAAGGUUUUUAGGCUCCCUCUGAGGUGUUUGGCCACUGCUGGCAACUCCAAGGUAAAGAUGACAGUGAUGAAUCACCUGAGAGGGAUUCUGCAAGCAUCUCCAAGGACAUUGCUGUGGAGAAGGUCCCAGGUUCCUAGGUCUAUGCCAGUAAGGUCCUGCAGUCUCUACACCUGCACAUUCAGAACUCGGAACCGAGUCUAUAUGGGAGAAUCCUACUAUAAGAGAACCAGGGAAACUUUGCUAAGGAGGGAAGAAUUAAGCCCAAGACCUAAAGUACCUCCACUCUGGGAGAACUUGGACCUUGUUCCUGCGGGUGAUCGGCAGUCACCCAUCAACAUCCGAUGGAGGGACAGUGUUUAUGACCCUGGCUUAAAACCACUCACUAUCUCUUAUGACCCGGCCACCUGCCUCCACAUCUGGAAUAAUGGGUACUCAUUCCUCGUGGAAUUUGAAGAUUCUACAGAUAAGUCAGUGAUUGAGGGAGGACCCCUAGAACACAACUACCGACUGAAGCAGUUUCAUUUUCACUGGGGGGCCAUUGAUGCUUGGGGUUCCGAGCACACUGUGGACAGCAAAUGCUACCCAGCAGAGCUGCACUUGGUGCAUUGGAAUGCAGUCAAAUUUGGAAGCUUCGAGGAUGCAGCACUGGAAGAAAAUGGUUUGGCUGUGAUUGGUGUAUUUUUAAAGCUAGGUAAACAUCAUAAAGAACUACAAAAAUUGGUGGACACUUUGCCAUCAAUUAAGCACAAGGACACCCUGGUGGAAUUUGGAUCAUUUGACCCUUCCUGUCUGAUGCCUACCUGCCCAGAUUACUGGACCUACUCUGGGUCUCUCACUACACCACCCCUCUCAGAGUCUGUUACCUGGAUCAUCAAGAAGCAGCCAGUAGAGGUUGAUCGUGAUCAGCUUGAGCAGUUUCGGACCCUGCUUGUCACCUCUGAGGGGGAGAAAGAAAAAAGAAUGGUGGACAACUUCCGCCCACUGCAGCCACUGAUGAACCGUACUGUCCGCUCAUCCUUCCGCCAUGAUUAUGUGCUCAAUAUACAAGUGAAGCCCAAGCCAGCAGCCAGCCAAGUCACCCCUUAAGAUGUUCAUAUUUAGGCAGCAUAUUGUUUUAAUGUAUAUUUGCUUAAAAUCUUAACUAGGUUAUUUUAAAAUGUCGCAUUUAAUAAUACUUAUAUGUAUACAUGUAUGUUUUUUUCUUUCAUUUUUGUAACAGCAUUUCAAAAUUCCUAUCCUUGUAAAGCAAAGACUUGGAGAUGAAACAAUAAAAACAAAAACCCAUAACCACAUAACAUCAGGAUACCUUAGGGUACUUUUUCUUGUGACAGGAUUAAGGCAGAGGAGUCCUCAUUAUGCCAAUUGAAAUGGCCUGUUCGGCAUUUUCUUGUUAAAUCUCUCUAAUCUCUGUUUCUCAGAAAGUCAGAGAAACUUUAGUUUCUGCUUGAGAAAAUGGAAGUUUAAUGUAAAUGACCCAUCUUGAUUUUUCCGUUUGGGCCUAAUACAGGAGCUUAACCCACAACAAGAGGUUCUUGUGAAUUUUAUUUAAUGACAUCACUCUUUUGUUCAAACUGUUAAAUUAUCUUAUCUUACAGUAUUGGUCCCACUCAGAGUAACCAUCAUUUGGAGUUGCUGAUCUCAAAAUGGCAUCAAAGGUUAUGUGUGCAUUUCUUAAUUUCAGAGUACUUUAUCUGUCUUUUUUUUUAAAGAUAAGGUUUCUCUGAGUACCCCUGGCUGUUCCAGAGCUCACUAUGUAGACCAGUCUAGCCUUGAACUCAACAACAGGAAACAUUAGGAGAAUGCAGAACAAAACAAAAUGAGCUAUGACAGCAUGCCCAUCAUGAUAGCCACUAUCAGAUGAGAACAAAAUACCAAGUGUUGUGAGGAUGUAGAGAAGUGUCAUGGUAUAUCCACCAAAACCAGAAUUACCAUAUGAUCCAGAAAUCUCACCUCUGGGUAGAUAACCCCAAGAAUUCAAAGCAGGAUCUCAGAGAGAUAAUUGCACACCCUUUCUCAUAGCAUUAUUUCCAGUACCUAAGAGGUAGAAGCAACCUAAAUGUACAUGGACAAAUAAAUUGAUAAAGGGAAUGUGGUGAUUUCCAGCAUUAACCUAAUAUCCAACUCAAAGUUUUUAUUAUUAAGAACAAUUAGAAAUUGUGCAACAGAAAGUUUUACUCCACCAGUCUCUUCUACAGUGAUGUACUGCGUCAUUCCAUGUCCAGAAACAUGGAACCACCAUGGACUAAAACCUGUUAGACUCCAUACCAGACUGCUGCUCAGGCUACAAUACCUGUAAUAGUCCCUCUAGUCUUCCCAGUCCACAGAUAUUGACAGGCAACCUAUUGAGACCAAUUCUGUGACUAUCUACCUAAUGGACUCCCAGGUGUCUGAUUUUUCACUUGAGGGGUUUGCAAGCUCAGAUACAUGAAAGGAAUAUGGGUUGCUAGCAUCCAUUCCUCAUCCCCUUUCCUGCCAUCUACUGGGGGAUCAGGAAGUCUGACUGAAGGCUUAUGCUGUAAACCUUUCUUACUUUCUCAGAGCACUGUAAGCAGGAACCCCGACUCCAGCCUCCUCUGUAGGACCUGAUAUCAGAGUUCCCAUCAUGCUAUUUGUGGUAUUGGGGCCUGAAAUCCUGAGUCCCAGCCAUGUGGCUAUUUGUCUGACUGUCCAUAGAAUUAAUAACUUUGAAUACAUUUUUUAGCCCCAACAAUCUGUCUUAGUGUCCUCCUUAAUGCCCAUACCCAAAAUUUAAAUACUUCUUUCUUUAAACUGUUCCUCUUCUUUCAACUAUUUGUUAUAGUAAGAAAAAGGCUAACACAAAUGGAUAGUGUUAGCAUUGCAGGAUGAAAAAGUUCUAGAGACCUAUUGAAUGUGACUAUGUUUAGCACUAUUGAACUAUAUACUUAAAAAGACUUAGGAUGACAAAUACUAAAAAUGGUUAGUAUGGUAAAUUUUGUGUGUGUUUUACCACGGAAGUUAAAAAAAAUCAGUCUUAAAGAAAGAUAAAGUUUGGUAUACAUGUAAACCUUGGGGAUAUCUCUUCUGUAAACAAAAGGUGAAAGCAGACUUUUGCUCAUGUGUCUUGGAACCUGCAAAAGAUCCUUAAAGUGAUUAAAACAGGUAUGAUGGUUA
Molecule: messenger RNA, 3299 nt
Organism: Cricetulus griseus (Chinese hamster)
Lineage: Eukaryota; Metazoa; Chordata; Mammalia; Rodentia; Cricetidae
Source: RefSeq, a predicted model, not a curated record